AUGUACAGAAUAGACGUUUCAGAUUUUUAUGACUUCCAAGCGUUCAGAAAUAUGUGUCCAUUUAGAGACUAUAACAAAGCAGUCGAGAAUUUGAAACGUUUAGUCAUUUAUGUCGACUCUGCCCCAGAAUGUUAUGUCAUGAAAGAAUGGGAUGUUGUCUUUAACAAACCAAGAGCAACAAUAGUUUCAGAACAAGAAUGUAGACAGAAACUUAAGAAAAUAAAAGUCGUACAAGUUGGUAUGAAGAUGUUAGAUGCUUGGGAUAUCUUAUUGUCAAAGUUAGAAGAUUUUUCAGUUCGUGGUAUAAAGUUCUAUACACCAUCUCCAAACUUCUAUUCUAUCUUCACUGGAUAUAAAUACGAACAAGUAGAAUGGAAAGAAAAUGUUAUAGAAGCUUGGUUAGACCAUGUCAAAGAAAUUAUAUGCAAUGGAAACGAAAGAGUCUAUGAGUAUAUCUUAUGUUGGUUUGCAAACAUCUUACAACAUCCAAGUGCUAAAAAUGAAACUGCUCUCAUCAUAAUUGGAAAACAAGGAACAGGUAAGAACACUUUCUUUACAGAUAUCUUUGCAAACUGUUAG
Messenger RNA from Trichomonas vaginalis G3, 579 nucleotides. RefSeq lists its product as uncharacterized. The transcript has a single exon. Lineage: Eukaryota; Parabasalia; Trichomonadida; Trichomonadidae. The coding region runs from base 1 to 579 and encodes 192 amino acids. The record is from RefSeq and is a predicted model, not a curated record.